UCCACUCACACCAGCGCAACACACUGGUCAGUGCAUCUAAAAUCAUGAUGACUGACAGUUACUUGGGUGGAGUCGGCUGUGUUGGAAUCAUUCCUCUUUAGGAAACACUACAGUGAGGACACGAAUAAGGGAGGAAAACUACAAAAUGUGCUCUGCAUUUCAGUCUUAAAGGCACAGUAACAAAGUCUGUUUAAUGGUUAAGGAUAAUGAGGUGUUGGAAAACGGUCCUGUGAGGAGGACCCGUGACUUUUUCUUGGCCGGCGAAGCCACACAGACAUCGUAACUGAACGUCAGAGAAAAGUCGCCGCGUGUGAAGCUGUGAAGUCAUCAUGUCGACGAAGAAAGAGUUGGGCGGCGAUGACCGCUUCGGUCGGAUCAAGAAGGACCCUCGCUUCUGGGAGAUUCCGGACGUGGAGAAAAAAGUCCGGAUCGACAAGAGAUUCCAGUCCAUGUUCCACGAUGAGCGGUUCAAGCUGAAGUACACAGUGGACAAACGCGGCCGGCCGGUCAGCCACACGUCCGCGGAGGACCUCAAGCGCUUCUACAAGCUGUCCGACUCUGAGGGGUCUGACGGAGAUGAAGAGGAGGAGGAAAAGACGAAGAAGAAAGAGGAGAAGAAAAAGAAGACGAAAGGGGAGGUGGAGCCUCAGCAGGACGAAGGGGAGGAGAGUUUAAAGAAGGACAGAAAGGCUGUAAAACUCACAGAAAAGGCUGGGAAGCCUAAAACAGGACCUGCCAAAGGAGUGAGAGUGAUGGAGGAAGGAGAGGAGGAUGAAGAUGAUGACGAAGAAGAGGAAUAUAGCGACAAAGGAUCAGGUCUUUCUGCCGAUGAUGAUGAUGAUGAAGGUGGUAGUGAUGAAGAAGAUGAUGAAGACGAGAGUGAUGAGGAUGAGGAAGACAGCGACAGUGACAGUGGUCCUGAUUUGGCCAGAGGAAAAGGAAACAUCGAGACCAGCUCGGAAGAGGAGGAGGAGGAGGAGGAGGAUUAUCUUCGUCGUGAGGAAGAGGAGAUUGAGCACGACUGGGGGGAGAUGUGGAAGGACGCUCCACGGUCAGAGGAGAUGAGUCGGAGGCUGGCGGUGUGUAAUAUGAACUGGGACCGGAUUAAGGCUAAAGACUUGCUGGCUCUCUUAAAUUCAUUCAAACCAAAAGACGGAGUGGUGCUGUCGGUGAUGAUCUACCCAUCUGAGUUCGGUAAGGAACGGAUGAAGGCAGAACAAACUCAGGGACCGCUGGAACUGACCUGCCUGCCGGACGACCCAGACGCAGACACAGAAGAACAAAGGAUCUACAGGGAGAAGGUGCGAGAUUACCAGUUUAAGCGUCUGCGUUAUUACUACGCCGUGGUGGAGUGCGACUCUGUGGAAACAGCCACCAAGCUCUAUGAGGAGUGUGAUGGCUUUGAGUACGAGAGCAGCUGCUCCACGAUGGACCUGCGAUUCAUUCCUGACGACGUCACGUUUGAUGAAGAGCCCAAAGACAGAGCGACAGACGUGGACUUGUCCACCUACCAGCCCAAACUCUUCAGCUCCACUGCAACCACUACUGCGAAGGUGGAGCUGACAUGGGACGAGACGGAUCACGAUCGAGUGACUGCCCUCAGUAAGAAGUUCAGUAAGGACGAGCUGCUGGAUAUGGACUUCAAGGCCUACCUCGCAUCCUCCAGUGAGGAUGAGGAGUUCGAAGAGGAAGGAGUAGUUCAGGAAGAGGAGACGACGCUUGCGGAGAGCUCGGCGAAGGAGAAGAGAGGGAAGAAAGGAAAGAAGGAAGAAGAGCAGAUCGCUAAAUACCGUGAGCUACUGCAGGGCAUCCAGGAUAGAGAAAAGAAGGAGAAGGACAAGGACAUGGAAAUGGAGAUCACAUGGGUGCCGGGGUUGAAGGAGACCACCGAGAAGCUGGUGAAGAAAAAAUUGGAAGGCAAAGACAAACUGACUCCAUGGGAGGAGUUUCUGGAGAAGAAGAAAGAGAAAAAGAAAGAGAAGAGGAAAGGAAAGAAGGACGCCGAGGCUGAAGCUGUUAUCAGUGAUGAUGAACUUCCUCCUGAUGUUGACCUCAAUGACCCGUUCUUCUCUGAAGAACUGGACGGCUCUGCUGGAGCGUCCCAGAAAAACAAGAAAACGAAGAAAAACAAGAAAGGGGAGGAGCAUAGAACACCAGAGGAGGAGGCGGAGUUAGAGAAGCAGAAGGCUGAAAUGGCUCUUCUGAUGGAAGACGAUGAUGAACAGAUGCACCAUCAUUUUAACUAUGAUAAGAUUGUGGAGCAGCAGAACCUGAGCAAGAAGAAGCAGAAGAAGCUGCUGAAGACCAACACGCUGCUGGAGGAGGACAACUUCCAGGUGGAUGUGCAGGACCCUCGCUUCCAGGCCAUGUUCACAUCCCACCUUUACAACCUGGACCCAUCAGACCCGGCAUACAAGAAGACCAAGGCCACUCAGAGCAUCGUGGAGGAGAAGCAGAGGCGCAGAGAGGAGCAACAGCAGCAGUAUGGCCAGGAGGCGCUAAAGAAACAAAUGUCUGAGAAACCCAACAAGAACACGUCUGAGCCAGAGAACGCCAGCCGUGCUGCGGAUUUGACAUCACAGAAAGUCAUGGACCCCAGUCUGUCUAUGCUUAUUAAAUCUGUUAAGAACAAGACUGAGCAGUUUCAGGCCCGCAAGAAACAGAGGACAAAAUAGAACUGCAAGAUGGAAAAAGACAAACGAGUUUUAUUGAUCUUCGUCCUGUGUGGACGCACAAGAUUUCAGCCAGAAUCAGAAUGAACCACCCUGAACUGGAUUAAACUGGCUCAUCUCCACAGUAACUGCUGUUUUGUUGUUAGAUUCUUUGUCUCGUGCCUAAAGUACGAGGUUUUUGUUGAAAUAAAUCACAGUUCCUUUUGUAUGGGAGUGGGCUUUGAUUCAGAAACCCUCAAUUAAAGGGGAUGUAUCAUGAAAAAAUACAUUUUCCUUGGAUGUUUUUAAAAAUAAACCAGGCGUAUCAAACUG
Messenger RNA from Pygocentrus nattereri (red-bellied piranha), 2984 nucleotides. It is a transcript of the gene esf1, whose product is annotated as ESF1, nucleolar pre-rRNA processing protein, homolog (S. cerevisiae). The record is from RefSeq and is a predicted model, not a curated record. Gene Ontology annotation, biological process: rRNA processing. Gene Ontology annotation, cellular component: nucleus. The transcript is spliced from 14 exons. NCBI's taxonomy places the organism in Eukaryota, Metazoa, Chordata, Actinopteri, Characiformes, Serrasalmidae. The coding region runs from base 330 to 2675 and encodes 781 amino acids. Gene Ontology annotation, molecular function: RNA binding.